AAUUAUUAUUAUUACUGUGAUAGAGGAGAGAAGGAAGCUGCUUCCUAUUAAUUUUCAAUUCCAUCAUAUUCUUAGAUCUGACGAUUAAAUUAUAUCAUCAAGGGUUUCAAUGGGGAAGAACAACAAUAAGAGAAGGAAGUUAGUUGAUGACGGAGAAAGCCACAACAAAAUCCUAAAAGGAUCUGCUGAUAAGAAAGAGCCAAGCUCGGUUGAAGAAGCUCCGUAUGUAAUUGUAGUCCAUGGACCUCCCAAGGUUGGGAAAUCUUUGUUGAUUAAGUCUCUAAUAAAGCAUUAUACAGAUCAAAGUCUUGAGAACAUACAAGGCCCCAUUAGGGUACUAACAGGUAACCGAAGACGGAUACAGUUUGUGGAGUGUCCGAACAAUAUGAAUGGCAUGAUUGAUGCUGCAAAGUACGCAGACUAAAGUCUCUGAUGCAAAUUAUUUGUUUGAAAUGGUAAGUCACAGUAAAAUAUUCAGAAAUGUGAUCAGAUAGUCAUUCGGUCCUCUCUGCAUUUAAAAAUCAAAUCCACACUAAAGUCUAGUGUUCAUCCCCAUUGAAUUUCUUUUAAGAAUUUGACAUUCCACCACCAUGGUAGCUUCUUGAUAUUUGCUUCAGCCCCGAAGAAGAUUGUUACCAAUUUUAGUCUUUAAAUUGCAACAGCUUUUUAAAACAAAACCAUACUGACAAGGCGUCUUGCCCUUUUCAACUAAGGCUAAUCAAGUCCUUCUGUAAUCAGUGGCGAAUCUAGAAACUAAACUUAGGGGAAGCAAAUUUUCAUAAGGGGUAGCAAAAAAGCAAGAUUACGCUUGGGGGAGAUUUUAUGGUUUGAAAUUUAGGCUUGGAAGCCCAGUGUGGAGGGGUAGCAAGUGCACAUCCUUGUUACUAGUUGGAUCCGCCACUGUCUGUAAUGCACCUUUUUAUUCUUUUCCUCUUGGUUGUGAUGGUUUAUAAGUUUAUUUAGCUUCUUCAAUUUGUCCAUGCAUACCCCUCAGUCAUUUUUUAAUAAAGCAAGAUGGUCUUGGUAACCCUAAAUUCCCGCCUUGUCUCUGAGUUAGUUUUAACUUUCUGAUAUUCAAGUAAAGGACCGGAAACUUCAAACGUUACUUACUAAUGUCAAGUAUAUCCAACUUUAAUGGAAGCUAAUCGGCAUUUCUUUUUUUCUCACUGCAAAAUGCUUUUGUUGAUUUUAAGAAACAUUCGAGUUCCUUAGCCUCUUACAAGUUCAUGGCAUGCAAGAGGUUAUUGGGGUGCUUACAUAUCUUGAUGAGCUAAAAUAUGCAGCACGUAAGAAGUGGAUCAUGGAAGAUUUCAGGGCUAAUAUACACGAAGGAGCUAAUAUAUUCUGCUUGUCUUUUCUUCACGGAAUGUAUCAAAAGGAUGAAAUUGACGAUUUGGCAAACUUCUUAUCGGUUAUGGAAUUUCAUACUUUGUCGCGGCGAGCUGCACACCCUUAUUUCCUGGUAGAUCAUUUUGAGGAUGUCACUUCUCCAGCAGAUGUGGAUAUGGAUAUAAAAUGCAAGAGAGAUAUAAUUUUGUUCUGUUAUAUCCGAGGUUGUGAUAUCAAGAAAGGAACUAAGGUGCAUAUUGCUGGUGUUGGUGAUUACCCUUUAGCUGAUAUUACACUCCCAGCUGACCCUAUCCCUUUACAGCCUGUUGACGGCAAUGAUAAGCAGAUGCAAAUUAAUAUAGAAGAACCACACUUGGAGAUUGAAAGUUUCAGAAGAGGGACUUACCUAAGGUUUGGGGUUCUUGGCGUCCCUUUUGAGAUGGUUACCAAUUACAAUCCCUGUCAGCCUAUUCUCGUUGGAAGUAUCAGUCGUGCAGAAGAUAAUGUGGGACAUAUGCAGGUGAGGCUUAUGCAGCACAGUUGGCAUAUGAAUAUGUUGAAGACAAAAGAUCCUAUCAUUGUUUCAGUUGGUUGGAGAAGGUACCAGACAACACCUAUCUAUUACCAAGUCUCUUAUAGACGGCACAAAAUGCUCGAAUUCACCCCUGUUGGUGAACCCUGCCUUGCAACCUUUUGGGGCCCUCUCGCGCCUCCCGGUGCUAGAGUUGUUGCUGUACGUAGUUUGGCUGACAAUAAGAUAGUUGAGAGAAUCAAGCGGAUUGGAACUCCAUGCUUGAUUUUGAACGAGACUGCUCUUAUCAAGGACAUGUUUACAUCAGAUGAUGAAGUCAAUCGGUUUAGAGAUGUCAAAAUUAAUACUGCGCAUGGAAUUCGGGGGAAGAUUAAUGAGGCUGCAGCGAAAUCAGAGCUCCCUAUUAGAUUGUGAUGGAAUGAUGGUCAACCUAGAGAAGGGAUUGCAAAGUGCACAUUUGAUUGCAGCAUUUGUAUGAGUGAUACCAUUCACUUGUGUGAGUGGACCCAAAUUGAGGUUCCUUGCAUCUUCAACCCACUAACGACGCCCCUGGAACCUAGGAAUCUUGUUUGGCAGGAUUCAGUCGAUAAGAAGCUGAACGAAUCCGAUGAAAGUAAACAUGUAUUGGUGAUAGAGGAGAAAAAGAUAGCAACAGAGAAUGUGAGAAAAAGGUGCAUAGAUAUUUAUGGCGAGAAGCUCAAGGAUGGUCCAGCGCAGAAGCGGCAGACGAUCGAACAACGGCGUGCAGUGAUCAUUGUCCACCCGAAGCCGUUUGGUUCGGGGUCUGAGUUGCGUGCGCAGUGGGUGAAACAACAAUUGAAGCUUAUUAGACAAAAUAAUGGUCCAGGGUUCCUUACAACUGAGUGUGUGUAGGGCCAUGUGGAGCCAGGGUUGAGGCUGAGACUUGACGAAGAGGUUUAAACAGGAACAACUGGAGGACGAGAAGAGAGGAAUAGAGGGCUACUAUACCUUUGGCGGUGUUCAGGUUUCCGUUUCCCUUCUUAAGUAUUUCAUUGUAUCCGCUGCUCCAUCUAUGCUUGUUUGAUUAUGGUAAUGAUAGUGUGCUAUUUAGUUUUCAUUCAGAGUUUGAACUUGUCGAAGGGACAUUGAACUUAUACAUGCGCCUAAAUUGAUGAACCAUCUCCUCAUGGGGACUUUAUGAAUCACUGUUAUGUUUGUAUUAUUUAGACGUUUUGUCAUGUCAUUACAUGAUCGUUUUGUUGAUAAUCAAUAGUCUGAGGAAAUGUGGUGUAUAUGUAUGUGUUUUAAAGGGUGGUC
Molecule: messenger RNA, 3139 nt
Organism: Papaver somniferum (opium poppy)
Lineage: Eukaryota; Viridiplantae; Streptophyta; Magnoliopsida; Ranunculales; Papaveraceae
Product: ribosome biogenesis protein BMS1 homolog
Exons: 13
Coding region: 1232-2275 (347 amino acids)
Biological process (GO): maturation of SSU-rRNA from tricistronic rRNA transcript (SSU-rRNA, 5.8S rRNA, LSU-rRNA); endonucleolytic cleavage of tricistronic rRNA transcript (SSU-rRNA, 5.8S rRNA, LSU-rRNA); ribosome biogenesis
Cellular component (GO): nucleus; 90S preribosome
Molecular function (GO): U3 snoRNA binding; GTP binding; GTPase activity
Source: RefSeq, a predicted model, not a curated record